AUGACAGAUCUGUGUUCACGCUACCUGCAGAACCAGCUGAGUUCCAGAACUGCUUCAGAAAGUGGUGUCCUGUCAAAACUUGGCAGAAGUGGUGAGAAUCCGCAUGCCCCACUGAACCUCCUGGCUGACUUUGGUGGUGGUGGCCUCAUGUGUGCACUGGGCAUCGUGAUGGCUCUUUUUGAACGCACACGCUCCGGCAAAGGUCAGGUCGUUGAUACAAGCAUGGUAAGUAAUUCCUCACACAGAGUUUCUAAAUUCCUUAGGAUUUCCUGGGUGACAGCAUCUUUUGUUUUAUGGGAACAACCUCGUGGAGAGAACUUACUAGAUGGUGGAGCACCUUUCUACACAGUUUACAGGACAGCAGAUGGGGACUACAUGGCUAUUGGAGCACUAGAACCCCAGUUCUAUCAGGAGCUGAUUAAAGGACUUGGGCUAAAGUCUGAUGAGCUCCCCAGUCAGAUGAGCAUGGCUGAUUGGCCAGAAAUGAAGAAGAAAUUUGCAGAUAUAUUUGCAAAGAAGACCAAGGCAGAGUGGUGUCAGAUCUUUGAUGGCACAGAUGCGUGUGUGACUCCGGUUCUGACUUUUGAAGAGGCUGCCCAUCAUGGUCAUAACAAAGAACGGGGCUCAUUUAUUACUGAUGGGGAGCAGGGUUUGAGCCCCCGCCCUGCACCUCUGCUGUCGAACACCCCAGCCAUCCCUUCUUCCAAAAGGGAUCCCUUUGUAGGAGAACACACUGAAGAGAUACUUAGAGAAUUUGGAUUCAGCCAGGAAGAGAUUAAUCAGCUGAAGUCAGAUAAAAUUAUUGAAAGUAAUAAACUGAAAGCUAAUUUCUAAGUUCAGGCACCUCAGCGUGUUACUGUAGGCAGAACAGGGCUGUGGGGAGAGCGGGGAGGAAGUGCAGGGAGACAAAGGAGGAAGGACAUGAGAUCAUCCUUAAAAAAAGGUGUAAUUAGCUACCAGACCAGCCAGAACUAGAUUUCAGUGGCCUGAGAACAGAUCCAGGAUGCCAUCUUGCCCCUCAAGGUGAACUUUAGUUCAUUAUAAUAGAUCAUAGUAUUAUUAGCAUUGUGGUUUAGCAAAAUCUCCACCCCCUUAUACCGCCAUGACAGUUCUGACUGGAGCCACAUAAGGACAAAAAUCCCUCCUCCAGAUGGGAAGGAGUGGUCAAUGAGGACCUGCCUAGAAACACCUAUAAUGCCACCCCUAAAACCUGAAUAUUUCAUGCUCUCAUUUUAGAAGUAAAAAAUUCCUAAGCCUCUUUGAUCUUCUGUGCAGUUGCUCUUCUCCAGGCCUGCCCGCUCUCCAUUCUUGAGAGUGCACUGUCCGACUUGAAUAAAUUCACUGUUUGCUUGGCUCAUUCGUUGUGUCUUUGUAUUCUUUCCUGCGGUGAUGCCAAGAACCCGUUUUCUGGCAACAAGCUCAAGUGAAUUUGAAUAUUGCAUUUAUAAUAUAGACUAAUACAUUAAAAGUAUGCAUGAAAAUGUGAAAGAACAGUAUCACAGUGGUCGUGGUCCAACUAUUCUAAUCAAGAAACAAGACCCUGAUUACACAAGGAUCGAAUUCUGAAAAUGGUUAACAUGGCUUUGAUUUAGGAAUGUUUUUAGUUUA
This is a messenger RNA of Hipposideros armiger (great roundleaf bat), 1608 nucleotides long. RefSeq names its product alpha-methylacyl-CoA racemase (gene AMACR). NCBI's taxonomy places the organism in Eukaryota, Metazoa, Chordata, Mammalia, Chiroptera, Hipposideridae. Bases 1 to 834 code for a protein of 277 amino acids. Gene Ontology annotation, cellular component: mitochondrion. Gene Ontology annotation, molecular function: alpha-methylacyl-CoA racemase activity. The transcript has 6 exons. The record is from RefSeq and is a predicted model, not a curated record. Gene Ontology annotation, biological process: bile acid metabolic process.